Messenger RNA from Talaromyces atroroseus, 720 nucleotides. RefSeq lists its product as hypothetical. The transcript is spliced from 3 exons. Gene Ontology annotation, cellular component: fungal-type vacuole membrane. The coding region runs from base 1 to 720 and encodes 239 amino acids. Gene Ontology annotation, biological process: transmembrane transport. Lineage: Eukaryota; Fungi; Ascomycota; Eurotiomycetes; Eurotiales; Trichocomaceae. Gene Ontology annotation, molecular function: transmembrane transporter activity. The record is from RefSeq and is a predicted model, not a curated record.
AUGGUGGGAACCUACUUUACGGAACGACGUGCGUUGGCAAUGAGCUUGGUCACCACUGCUACAUCCGUCGGUAGUGCGAUUUAUCCUCUGGUAAUCCCAAGACUCCUGGACGAAAUCGGAUUCGGAUGGACGAUGCGCACCAUUGGCUUUCUCAACCUUACUUUGUUCCUGACUGCCACUAUCUGUAUGCGCCCGAAAAAACAACCUCCGGCGCAGCGACCCUUGAAAUUGCUGGAGCUUUCGAUGCUCCAGCGGAUCGAUGCCAUACUCUUUUUGGUCGGAAUAAGUGGCACGUUCGCAGCGUAUUGCUUUACGAUUUACUAUAUAACUUCGUUCUGUGAAGUUGUCGGCCAUGAGAACUAUGAUGAUGCCACUCAUUUACUUGCCAUCAUGAAUGGCAUUGGGGUUCCUGCCCAAGUAUUCUUUGCAUUCUCGUGGAUGGCAGUACGCAGCUCAGGCGGUAUCUAUGCUUUCAUCUGCGUCUAUGGAUUGGUCCAGGCAGGUUGGCAGUCCAUCUUCGCCGCGUCUGCCACGAGCUUUGCGCGCAAGACUGGGGACUCCGGUGCAUGCAUUGGCAUCACUUUCACCGCAGUAGCCUUUGCUAUGCUGGUCGGUGGUCCCAUUGGCGGUACACUCAUUUCUUCCGAUGAACCAAUUUCUUGGACGCUCAAGCGUGGGCAGCUGCCAGUACAGCAUUGGGAUUCAUCCUGGUGGGAAUGA